AUGCUCUUCAGGAUCACUGCUCUCCUCAACACACUGCUACUAAUAGUGUGUGCAGCAGCACUGCGCGAACGGGAGCAGCCCUCACAAACAACUGUCAAAUAUACCGCAAAGCUUGCUGCCAGCGUACAGUGUCUUAACGAGAUCAACACAGUCCGAGAGGCAGCCAGGUUGUCCCACUUCACACAGGCUACCGAAGAAACUCAAUUGACUGCCCCAGAUAGCAAUGAAUUAGCGGAAAACAGCAAAUGGAGGAAAGUCUGUGAACAUUUGACAGCCACGGAAGAAGCAAACUACCAAGUGGUCGCUGAAGCGGAAAAUCCGUUCAAGGAUGGAACGUAUGCAUUCAAAUCUCUCACUGGUGCGCAGCCCAGCUGCAACGAAACUGUCGACUACUGGAAGGCAGCAUUCAAAAGCUUCACUGGACUUCCACCGUCAAAAAGCGAAGCAAACGGCCUGUACGACAAACAAGACAACGUUUCCUUUGUGGCUCUCUACAACCCCUCAUCCAGUGCCACUGCAGAUUGCCGGGUUGUGACGUGCACUAAAACAACAAGCUCUACCGCAAAUCAGCUUAUAGAAUCCGACGCGGAGGAGACCCAGGAAUAUGGCUAUGCAUUGAUUUGCAAGACAAUGCCUGCUGCUUUUGCAGAUGAAAAUUCAGCUCCAUUCACGCAACAGCAGUGGGACGGGAUUGUCUCCUCCCUCACAGGUUCUGCAUCUGUCGCAGUCCCAAAACUUGUGGGCGUUUUCAUCCUCGCGCUUGGCAUGGUGGCACUGUGA
Eimeria necatrix is the source of this 780-nucleotide messenger RNA. Its product is annotated as SAG family member. The record is from RefSeq and is a predicted model, not a curated record. Bases 1 to 780 code for a protein of 259 amino acids. NCBI's taxonomy places the organism in Eukaryota, Apicomplexa, Conoidasida, Eucoccidiorida, Eimeriidae. The transcript has 4 exons.